Messenger RNA from Melopsittacus undulatus (budgerigar), 1653 nucleotides. RefSeq names its product interleukin-5 receptor subunit alpha-like. The record is from RefSeq and is a predicted model, not a curated record. Gene Ontology annotation, cellular component: external side of plasma membrane. The coding region runs from base 1 to 1653 and encodes 550 amino acids. Gene Ontology annotation, biological process: cytokine-mediated signaling pathway. The transcript is spliced from 12 exons. Gene Ontology annotation, molecular function: cytokine receptor activity; protein binding. Lineage: Eukaryota; Metazoa; Chordata; Aves; Psittaciformes; Psittaculidae.
AUGGCACAUGUUACAGUCUUUCCCAUCAUGCUAAUAAGCUUUUUCCAGUGUAAGACACUGUUUUCCACUAGCCUGGCAAGUGAACAACAAGAUGUAGGAGAUGCACCUGAGCUACAUAACACUGUGUGGGUUUCCAAGCAUGAGCCUGGAGUCAUUCUGUGCUGGAACAAUAACCUGACAAAAGAAGAAACUGAAAAGUAUACUGUGAAGUAUAUUUUGAGCUACAAAUUCUUCAAUACCGCUCAUGAGAAUGAAGAAAGACUGCAAAACAAGAAAAAGAGAAUAAAUCUUAAUUUACACUCUGGUUUUAAUGCUAAAGUCAAAACACAACUUUUUGCAAAAGAAACAGAUGAUGUAAUCAAGGAGAGUGGCUGGACAGAAUUUACUUACAAGGCACCUCCAGUGUAUAUUCAGAAUUUUUCAUGCAUCAUAUAUAACAUUUUUUUUUUCAAUUGCACCUGGUAUAUUAAAGCAGAAGCUCCUGAAGAUAUACAGAUCUUUUUUUCAUACAGACACAUAGGAAAAGAUUUUGAUUGCCAGCAAUACAUAAAAAAUGCAAGGAAGAAAAAUAUUGGCUGCCAUAUGAAAGAGAUUUAUUUCCAGCCAUCAAGAAAAAUCAAUUUAAACAUAACUGUAAGAGAUAUGAAGAAUAAUUCAAGACUGUCUUAUUACAAAAGUUUUACACCUCAGACAAUAGAGAAACUGAACCCGCCUAUCAACAUCUCAGUUUCCCUUGAAAACAGAAGCAUUCAAAUUCACUGGAAACCCCCACCUACAAUUGGUUCUGCAAGUAGCAAGUGUUUUUUGUAUGAAGUGAAAAUAACAGAUCAUAAGACUGUAAAUGUCACUGGGGAGAAAUAUGAAUAUCCGUUUCAUAAACCAGCAAGAAAAUGUGCAGCACAAGUAAGGGUAAAGAAAGAGAAAUGCAUAAGAAACAAGAUUUGGAGUGAAUGGAGUGAACCGGUGUUUAUUGAUCAUGAAAAGACAGUGGACGUCAUGCUGCUAAGCCUCACAUUGUUUUGUCUCCUGAUUUUCCUUGGAGGUUUGCUGAUACAUGCAUGUAGAAGGUAUCAAUGCCUGGAAGUUAUAACCAUGCCUGUUCCUCAUCCUUCAGAUAAUAUCAAAACUUGGUUAGCUGCAGAUGACACCACCAGAAUCACGUCAAAGCAAAGGGAGAUGUACUCAGAUGCUACUAUGGGAAAGCCAGAGGAGAAUGGAGAUGAGAAUAUUCAACAACAGAAAUGUUUGAAGGAAUCUGGAUUAGAAGAUCUACUAUGUCUGAUGCUCAAUAAACGGCAAUUGCUUGAUGACAUUGAUCGUCUCUGCGCUGUCCGUGACUCCUGUGUCAACAAGUGGCGCCCAAACAGGGACCCUCGGAUCGGUACCCUGCGGAGGCAGGGCGGAGGACCGACAGGAAAGGAGGGGGCAGUGAGCCAGCAGAGAGCAGUGCUGCCUCGGCCCUGGAAUUCAGACGUCUGCAUACUGGGAAAUCUCACCCUGAUCAGACCCAACAACGUGCAGAACGCUAGAAAUGUGCGGAGAUUUACCAUUGCUGAAGAUGAGGACAAUCCAGAGUCUGAAUGGGAGUCAGAUUCAGAAUCACCUGAGGCAGAGCCAGACCUGUACCCUCCUCUUCCUGACUCUGAUGACUAG